CACAAACCAACCACAAACACCAUGAGGCCCACAGCUCCCGCCCACUCUGGCAUGCCCGGACCCAAGAACUACAUUGGUUGGUGGGGUGACAUGGGAGGACCCAAGCAAAAGGGUAUCAAGACAUAUGGUCUCUCCCCUUACCGCCAACGCCCCCUUGCCGGUAUGCUCCGUGCCUAUGUCUUCAACGGUUCCAAGCGAACGAUGCAACAACUUCCUUACGUCGCCCCCCCUCUUAUUUUCUUCUACGGCGUCUACUACUGGGCAAAGACCAAGUACGACUACUACAACUCCAAGCAGGGCCACUAUGACCACCUCAUCGAGGAGGGUGUGAUCAAGCCUGGACAGUACGAGAGGCCCACUGUUGGGCCUGUGGUUCAUUAGACGGCUUUGCGUAGUCUAUGCAUGUGGAUGGGCAAUCGAAUGGUUUCGCUUUUCCCCUUAUAGUGCCAACUCUGUCAACCGUAUGUCGGGAAUGUGGAGUGAACCGUUUUAUUUCG
Cryptococcus deneoformans JEC21 is the source of this 497-nucleotide messenger RNA. RefSeq lists its product as hypothetical. Gene Ontology annotation, biological process: mitochondrial electron transport, ubiquinol to cytochrome c. NCBI's taxonomy places the organism in Eukaryota, Fungi, Basidiomycota, Tremellomycetes, Tremellales, Cryptococcaceae. Bases 22 to 381 code for a protein of 119 amino acids. The transcript has 5 exons. The record is from RefSeq and is a predicted model, not a curated record.